Solea senegalensis (Senegalese sole) is the source of this 1333-nucleotide messenger RNA. Its product is annotated as syntaxin-12-like. Gene Ontology annotation, cellular component: synaptic vesicle membrane; endomembrane system; postsynaptic recycling endosome. The transcript is spliced from 10 exons. Lineage: Eukaryota; Metazoa; Chordata; Actinopteri; Pleuronectiformes; Soleidae. The record is from RefSeq and is a predicted model, not a curated record. The coding region runs from base 162 to 956 and encodes 264 amino acids. Gene Ontology annotation, biological process: intracellular protein transport; vesicle-mediated transport; vesicle fusion. Gene Ontology annotation, molecular function: SNAP receptor activity; SNARE binding.
UUUUCCUCUCCUCAGUCUGUAUGUGACACAGAAACAUCGCUGUGAUCUGAAGCCACGUAAGAGCGACCCACUCUGUGCCUCUGUGUGUCUCUGUGAGUGUGUGGAGACACCACGUUACUGCAAAGUUGUGUUACCUUAGCUGUGUUACAUCUGCAGCCAGGAUGUCAGACAGCAGCUGGUCCCAGCCACGGGACAUGAGCAGCCUGAUCCAGGCAUGUAGUGCCAACAUCCAGAAGAUCAACCAAAACUCUGGUCAGAUCAAAAACCUUCUCCACCAACUGGAGACGAGACAGGAAACUUUGAAGCUCCAGGAGAAGCUUCAACAGCUACAGCACUACACCAACCAGCUGGCUAAAGAAACCAACAGACACCUGAAGGAGCUUGGCUCACUGCCCCCACCACUGUCUCCAUCAGAGCAGAGGCAGCAGAAGCUGCAGAGGGAACGUUUGAUGAACGAUUUCUCUGCAGCCCUCAACAACUUCCAGGUGGUGCAGCGGAGAGCAGCGGAGAAAGAGAAGGAAUCAGUGGCCAGAGCUCGAGCUGGAUCCAGAGUCAUGGGAGAUGGAGAAAAUGUGAAUGAACAGCUGGUGACAUUUGAAAAGGAGGAUGAAUGGGGUCAGAACCAGACUCAGACAGAGGAGCCGUCCAUCACAGAGGAGGACCUGGAGAUCAUCAGGGAGCGAGAGAUGAACAUUAGACAGCUGGAGGCCGACAUCAUGGACGUGAACCAGAUCUUCAAGGACCUGGCUGUGAUGAUCCAUGACCAGGGAGAUAUGAUCGACAGCAUUGAGGCCAAUGUGGAGCAUGCUGAGGUUUAUGUGGACAGAGGGGCGGUGCAGCUGCAGAAGGCAGCCUAUUAUCAGAGGAAAUCCCGGAAGAGGUUGUGCAUCGUGGCCAUGGUGCUGUCGCUUGUGCUCACCGUCUUCAUCAUCAUCAUCUGGCAGGCCAUCAAAUGAAAGAAGACCAACGCAAUACGAUACCAUCAGAUGACUUCCAGUGUGUAUGUGUGUGUGUGUGUGUUCAUGUGAGACAAGUGAAUGUGUGCAACAGUUGGUUUCUUUCGUUCACUUUGUGUGUUCAGAGGUGAGCAACACAAUGUCGAUAUUUAAUAUUUCCAAACGUUUGUUUUCCAUGUUCAGACUUCUACUAUUCAAGACUACUUCCUAGCAUACUGCUACUGCCAUUAAACAGCACUGAUACAUAGUCAUUACAAAGUACCAUUUAAAUUUGACAAUAUAAGAUGUAGACUUAAAAUACUGGAUGAUGGCUCUGUGUGCAUGUGUGAGUAACACUGUACGUCAGUAUGAGAAAUAAAAUCCCAGUGCAAAUCUUA